This is a messenger RNA of Rhopalosiphum maidis (corn leaf aphid), 1704 nucleotides long. RefSeq names its product probable pyruvate dehydrogenase E1 component subunit alpha, mitochondrial. The record is from RefSeq and is a predicted model, not a curated record. Bases 224 to 1411 code for a protein of 395 amino acids. Gene Ontology annotation, molecular function: pyruvate dehydrogenase (acetyl-transferring) activity. Gene Ontology annotation, cellular component: intracellular membrane-bounded organelle. NCBI's taxonomy places the organism in Eukaryota, Metazoa, Arthropoda, Insecta, Hemiptera, Aphididae. Gene Ontology annotation, biological process: pyruvate decarboxylation to acetyl-CoA. The transcript is spliced from 6 exons.
UAUCAACUUCUGCCCUUGGGCUUGAACUCUUUAAUUCUUAUCGUUCUCCAAUUAGUAUUUACUUACUGUAUUUUAAUAUACAUUUUACUGGGUAGUGGGUACAUUCCUUUUUUCGCUCUGUGGUAUUAACUGUUAUUAUAUAAUUAUUUGUACAUUUUGUUUUACUAUUUUUGUAAGUAAGUUGCUAAGUUUUUCAUCGAAAUAAUUCAAAACGUUAGCAAAAAUGAACGGUUCAUCGGUUUUAAGGAAACACAAUAAUCUUAAGAAUGUGUUAUCUAUCUUAGAAAGUCGUUUCUUUUCAAGCACAUCAGAAGCAACUUUUGAAACAAAGCCAUUUAAAUUGCAUAAACUUGAAAAUGGUCCGAGUACAACUGCCACAUUGACUUCAGAAGAUGCUAUUAAAUAUUAUAAACAAAUGCAAACUAUUCGACGAAUAGAAACAGCUGCAGGUAAUUUGUACAAGGAAAAAAUAGUUCGAGGUUUUUGUCAUCUUUACUCUGGACAGGAAGCUUGUGCUGUGGGAAUGAAAGCUAUGUUUCGUGAUACAGAUUCAAUAAUUACAGCAUAUCGUGCUCACGGUUGGACAUAUCUUAUGGGUGUUGAACCUUUUGGUGUGUUAGCAGAAUUAACUGGGCGUAAAAGUGGUAAUGCUCGUGGUAAAGGUGGUUCUAUGCAUAUGUAUGCUAAAAACUUUUAUGGAGGCAACGGUAUUGUUGGAGCUCAGGUUCCACUUGGUGCUGGUAUAGCAUUUGCUGCUAAAUAUUUAGGUACUGGUGGUGUGUGUUUUACUUUGUAUGGUGAUGGAGCUGCUAAUCAAGGACAAGUGUUUGAGGCUUAUAAUAUGUCAAAAUUGUGGGAUAUACCUUGUGUAUAUGUUUGUGAAAAUAAUGGCUAUGGCAUGGGAACUAGCUCUGAACGUGCAUCUGCUAGUACUGAAUAUUAUACACGAGGAGAUUAUAUUCCUGGUAUCUGGGUUGACGGUAUGGAUGUUUUGGCUGUCAGAGAAGCUGCUCGUUUUGCCAUAGAUUAUUGUUCUAGUGGUAAAGGACCACUAGUUUUGGAAACAGCAACUUACCGAUACUCUGGACACUCUAUGUCUGACCCAGGAACAUCUUAUAGAACUCGUGAUGAAAUUCAAGAAGUGCGACAAACAAGAGACCCAAUAACAUCUUUUAAAGAAAAAAUCAUAGGAGCUAAUUUAGUUAAUAUUGAUGAAUUAAAGCAAAUUGAUAAAGAAAUUAAAGCUGAAAUAGAUGAUGCUGUGAAGAAAUCAAAAGCAGAUUCGGAAAUUCCAUUAUCUGAACUUGCAGGUGAUAUCUAUUCAAAACCACUUGAGACCACAGUCAGAGGAGUAAGCCCAUUCCAGAAAUUGGAGCAUGUCAGAAUUGGACCAGCUGUAAAUUUAAAUUAAAAUUUAAAAAAUAUAUUUAUGUGUAAUUUUUUAAGUUCAAACUGCAUAUUUAAUAAAAUAUUAACUCCAUUUAUUAUAUUCAUAAUUAUUUGUUAGUUACGUUUGUAUAUGGAUUAGAUCCUCUUAAGUGCUUUAUUAUUCAAUUUUACAGUUUCACUUUAGUAAAAGGGAAAAAAGUAUAUUUUUGUUGGAAAAUAAAAAUGUUAAAUAUUUAUUUACCUUAAAAACCUGAUGAUAUUUGAAAUUAAAAUGUAUAUUAGAGCAAUAAAUAGUUGUAUCUAUUUGUUAAUAAA